This is a messenger RNA of Neohortaea acidophila, 1806 nucleotides long. RefSeq names its product major facilitator superfamily domain-containing protein. Gene Ontology annotation, cellular component: membrane. The transcript has 3 exons. The coding region runs from base 1 to 1806 and encodes 601 amino acids. Gene Ontology annotation, biological process: transmembrane transport. Gene Ontology annotation, molecular function: sulfate transmembrane transporter activity. Lineage: Eukaryota; Fungi; Ascomycota; Dothideomycetes; Mycosphaerellales; Teratosphaeriaceae. The record is from RefSeq and is a predicted model, not a curated record.
AUGUCCAAAGACAACGAAAAGGGCGUCUACGUUCAUGAGUACGGUCGGUCGAGCCCCGACUCGGAAGAGAACCAGCCUUUCGAGGAUGUCAAGAUCACCAAAGUCUUCAACCCCUUCCCAGAGGCUGUGGUCGUCGACCCAGUCCUCGCAGGUCGACGGGAGUCUGCUGUCCCGACCAAGGAGCGUCGACGCUCAUCCAUUGCCGAAGGCGAGGUUGUUGGCACUUUCGGCAAUGCAUCCGACAAUGCCAUCUACCGUCCCAUCGCCUCCUACGAAGGUAUACACCGAUACGACCCUGAGUUUGCCUGGGAAGCCAAGGAUGAGAAGCGCCUCGUGCGGAAGAUCGACUGGAAGAUUUGCACGUGGGUCUGCCUGAUGUUCUUCGCCCUCCAGCUCGACCGUGGCAACAUCGUCCAGGCUCUCUCCGACGGUAUGCUCGGGAAUCUCAAGAUGACCAGCAACAACUACAACUACGGCCAAAUGAUCUUCUACGUCUCCUUCCUCGCUGCUGAGCUGCCCUCUCAACUGAUCUCGAAGAAACUCGGCCCGGACAACUGGAUCCCUAUCCAGAUGGUCUCCUGGUCUCUUGUCGCCUCGCUUCAGUGCCUGAUCAAGGAUAAGACCGGCUUCUACAUCUGCCGAUGCCUCCUCGGCAUCAUCGAGGGCGGUUUCAUCCCCGAUGUCAUCCUCUACCUCAGCUACUUCUACACCUCUGUCGAACUGCCCACCCGACUCUCCUUCUUCUGGGUCGCGUACCAAAGCACCAACAUCGUGUCCGCUUUCUUGGCCUACGGCAUUCUUCGCUUGGGCGGGCCAGUCGUCCACGAGACCGUCGGCACCGGCGCACACAAACUCAAGUUCUCCUACGACACUCCCGGCCAUCAAGGCCUCUACGGCUGGCAAUGGCUGUUCGCGUUGGAAGGCACCCUGACUGGGAUCAUCGGCAUCAUCUCCUACUUCUACCUCCCGCCAUCACCCUAUCAGACGGCCUCCAAGUUCCGCGGCAAGGACGGCUGGUUCACGGUGCAUGAAGAGAAGAUCAUCGCCAACCGCAUCCUCCGCGACGACCCCUCCAAGGGCGACAUGCAUAACCGUCAAGGCCUGAGCCCGAGUGCGCUGUGGGCGUGUUUGAAGGAUUACCACAUGUGGCCCAUCUACCUCAUCGGCAUCAGCUGGCUGAUCCCCACCGUCCCCAUGCAAGGCUACAUCACCCUCAACUUGACCGAAGUUGGUUUUGGCACCUUUGAGACCAACCUCCUCACCAUCCCGGCCUACACGCUCUUCAUCGUCAGUCUGCUGUGGUGGACCUGGCUCUCGGAGAAACUCAACGAGCGCUUCCUCCUCGCCACCGUCAGCCAAAUCUGGGUCAUCGCGCCGCUCAUCGGCCUCGUCGUGCUUGGCCCAGGUCGCAGCCCGUGGGUCGACUACGCACUGUCCGUCCUCGUCUUCGGCAUCCCGUACUUCCACGCCGUCUUCGUGGCCAUCACCAGCCGCAACGCCGGCAGCGUGCGCACGCGCACCGUCGCCUCCGCGCUGUACAACAUGACUGUGCAAGCGGGGAAUGUGAUUGGUAUCAACAUCUACCGCACCGACGACGCGCCUUACUACUACACGGGCAACAAGGUGCUCAUCGGCAUUGCUUGCUGGAACAUCCUCGUCAUGGUCGGCACCAAGAUCUUCUACGUGCGCACCAACCGCAAGCGCGCGGCGAUUUGGGACGCGAUGGACAAGCAGCAGCGCGAGGAGUACUUGAACACCACGACGGAUAAGGGGAACAAGCGGUUGGAUUUCCGAUUUGCUCAUUAG